This is a messenger RNA of Rhagoletis pomonella (apple maggot), 841 nucleotides long. RefSeq lists its product as uncharacterized. Bases 24 to 572 code for a protein of 182 amino acids. The transcript is spliced from 4 exons. NCBI's taxonomy places the organism in Eukaryota, Metazoa, Arthropoda, Insecta, Diptera, Tephritidae. The record is from RefSeq and is a predicted model, not a curated record.
CAAGUGUUAACAAUGUAUCUAUUAUGUCAGACUACACGCUGAUAAAUGGCAAUCAAGUCUUCUUGAUCUCCGAGGUUUUAUUUGUGUCUGAAGCAGUGGUUUCCAAACUACAUCAGAUGCAUAAGGAUAAAGAAACGCCGCCGCUUCUAGCUUUUCCUUGGUUUGGAGCUCAAUUUUUGUCCCACUCAUUUUUGGCAUUAGAACGCGAUCCAAGAUUUUCGCAAAUAACAAGCCGACGGCGACGCCAGUUCGCCCACCAGCACAACGCCGAAGUCACCCAGCAGCCGCGCACCAACGGAGAAGCGCCGAAGUCACCCAGCAGCCGCGCUCCAACGGGGAGCGCCAGCAGUCUACGCGUCAGUAACGGAGCUGUGGUCGUGAACGCACAGCUACAAACGAAUAGCGCUCGACUUGUGGAUAGGCGACUACACAAGGCUUGGCUAUUCAAGGGUAGAGCGCCGCCACGCCACAGUCCACCGCGAACACGCGCGACAGCGACGCCCGAUCGUGGGAUAACAGUGCGCCGGCAUAGCAGAGCGCCGACAUCGCACAGAAGCAGAGGGCCGGCAUAGUAACGCCGACGUCACAUAAUAGCAGAGCGCCGACACAGUAGCGCAGACGCCGCCUGGUAGCAGGGAACCGACGUCGCACAGAAGCAGAGCGCCGGCGUCGCACAGCGACAGAGCGGCGAUACAGCAGCGCCGGCGUCGCACAGCGACAGAGCGGCGAUACAGCAACGCCGAUAGAACAGCACCGUUAGGAAUUUACGUCCCGUUAAUGAUAUUAUGUUUGUAAUGUUAAGAAUUUCCACGUGAUAGAAAAUAAGCAGCAAUUAAAUAAA